AUGCCCCCUUUCGUGCGACAACUUAAACCAGAUUUCGAAGAUUCUGCGAAAGACUUCUGGUGGCAGUUCAUCACGAAGGAUAAGAAGUGUCUCGCGAUGAAAGUUGAAAAGUCAAUAGAUGGCCACACUACAGAGCAGACCAUCUACGGUGCUCCAAUUCCAACAGCUCCGACGAAUGAACGGCGGUUUCAGCCAUCCCUAAUCCCGGGGAAUGAAAUAGAAGGCAUCGGUGGAUAUAACAUGCGUCCCAAAGCAACACGCUGCUUUGCUUUCGAUCAUGGAUCUACCGGGACGAACGACCGUAUAGUCAUAGCGGGUUGUACCCUCACCUCUACUACUGAUCGAGCAUUCGUGUUUGACUUUAAUCGCACCGGCAGAAGUGACCACAUCGUCAUUACUCGAACAGGGGCGGACCGAAGCUUCUCCAUCCUGCAAAACAGCAAUGGCGUAUUCGCCACAAUCCUCAAAUUGACGGACGGCGUUGCAGAGUUCGGCAUGAGGCCACCCCUGGAUCGCUUCCUGCCCGUUGAGAUGAAAGAGCGCAAGGACACUGCAGGGCAGCUGGUGUGCUACAGACCCAGCAGAGGCGCCUUCUGGUUGUCUGCACAGGUAGACAAGACCCUUCAACCAGUGUAUACACAAGAUGACCCGAGAAAUGGCGUGGCCAGCUUUGAUUUCAAAUGGGAGACUGAUCGCGUGGUUGCAGUCGACUCUAAUGCCACGGGCAAGCUGGAUCGUACUGUCUGUUUCCAGGUCGUGCGGAACCCGCCCUCGCCACAGGCGUCGCAGCACGCUCUUGCAGAGACCGCCGGCGAUUCUUCCUCGUCCCCUUCUUCUCCUUCCUCCAUCGACAACUCAUCCUCAUCCAACACCGCCGCAGCCAACACCGACACCCCGCUGGCCUCCCAUCGCACGCCCACCGUCUCCAACCCCUUCCACAGCCUGACAUCCUGGCACACCCUCGGCUUCGAAAAUCCCCACACCCAGCCCAAACACGACGCGUCCUUCGUCCCCGUCGAGACCGCGAAGCAGCAGCUGCUCACGUCGCCAACGCUGACAAGCCAGUAG
Molecule: messenger RNA, 1068 nt
Organism: Didymella exigua CBS 183.55
Lineage: Eukaryota; Fungi; Ascomycota; Dothideomycetes; Pleosporales; Didymellaceae
Exons: 2
Coding region: 1-1068 (355 amino acids)
Source: RefSeq, a predicted model, not a curated record